Messenger RNA from Sphaerulina musiva SO2202, 3875 nucleotides. RefSeq lists its product as uncharacterized. The transcript has 4 exons. The record is from RefSeq and is a predicted model, not a curated record. NCBI's taxonomy places the organism in Eukaryota, Fungi, Ascomycota, Dothideomycetes, Mycosphaerellales, Mycosphaerellaceae. Bases 642 to 3620 code for a protein of 992 amino acids.
CGGGAACCCUCCUUGCGACAGCAUCGAGCAGCCGCAGGUGUCUUUCAGAGGGCGCCCGCCGCCGCCGCCGCCGCCUUCUUGGAGGUCACUGUGGCCCUUCACGCCCGCUGGGAGGUCGCUUGCGGAUGGCUUCCAUUCACUUUCACCCGUGUUAUUAGGUCUUCGCCGACGAAAAAGUGAGCCCAGCUUGCCGCGACGCUCUGCUGGACGUCUGUUCGCUUCUGUUCUGUGCCGUGCCGUGCUGUAACUACCUACCUACCUGACCUACCUACCUACCUACCUACCAACAUAGCUACUUCCUACCACGGUGGUAGAAGACGAGCAGGACCAAGGGACAGUCGCGCUCAAGGCACCUGCGGUACCUUACAUGUCCUUGGGCCGACCGGCGACCUUCUCCACCCUCGCAAUCCUCACAGCUAAACCUACCUGUACGCAGCGCUCGCUAUAACUCUGACAUUCCUUCAUGAAAAGACUACUUCCUCCUUUUGCCAGGACAUUUGCAACAACACCUCCGAGGUGAUCUCUGCGCGUGUCGGUCUUGUGAAUUGCUGGGAUCUGGGCUUUCUGGACUGCAUGCGCGUUCUUGCAACUCACCUCACCGACUGACUGUGCCACUCUCCGCACCUGAGCAACAUUCAGACAUGGCCACCACGAGACGACGUUCGCCUCCUCGGGUCAUCGACCUUGUCAGCAGCGACGAUGAGGAUGACGAGGUCCAGCGUGUCGAUCCGCCUCCCAGACCUGCACCGCCGCCGGCCAUUAACCUCGACGAAUCCGAUGAUGAGCUUGUUGCGUCGACUCCAACCUCUCCAGAUAGUCGAGUGCCACGAACAUUUGGCCUCGACGGACAUCCGGGUGCUUUCCCAACAUUUCCAGAUGAUGCCGAGAGACUCCAAGCAUCCCCAGAAGCUGCUACUCAGCCAGACGCGACCGAGCAAGACGGCACGUAUGAGUUUUUUGGAGAUGAAAUAGUCUGGAUACCGAACGACUCCCAACAGACUCCGCUGGGUCAGAAUUCCCCACGCGUCAAGUUCCCAGCUUCUGAAGAGGGUUUUCAUAAUGAUUUCCCGUUUGAACAGAUUGAGAACCUUUUCACUGGCGAUACGUGCCUACAGCGAGUUCUAGACGUUUUUCCAGAUGUCAGCCACGACCAUGUUCUCAAGCUCUACGAUGAGCUAGGUCAAGGCGAUCCUCCUAUGCCCGGCGCCGACCGCUACGAGAAUAUCAUCAACAGACUUGUGGAGGCAGAUGGCUAUCCCAAGCAAGGUAAAGGCAAAAGUCCUGAGCUCAAACGGAAGGCAGAGAACGACCUUAAGAAGGACGAUUUCAAACGCUGGGAGGGAGCAAACCGUCCCGCAGGCUUUGCGGCACUGAAAGGUGUCAUGGCUGCUGCCUUGAAGGCGGACUUUCCUGUUAUGACCGGGAAAGCCAUCAAGCAAGAAAUGGCACAGCACAAGCACCUAUUCCAGACGUAUGUGGCUCUCGCAGCGCUGAGAGAUGCAACAGACACAGGCUGGACUGGUCGACCUGCUUUGCUUCCUGACACAGCAGACACAAUUCUCCUCAAUACUGGCAUCCCCGAGCUCUACGAUGAACUCCAAGCUGCCCGCAGGCGCGUUUGCAUCAUCCGAUCAGAUCGCACCAUUGCUCUUGCAAAGCGACAAGCGGAAGAUGAGAACAUGAAGCGAGCCACGGAGGCUGGUGAGACUGCCGAAUGUCAAGCAUGCUUUGAUGACUUGCCAAUGAACAGGCAGAUCCACUGCAAUGGCGAUAUCGCUCACUACACUUGCUUCGACUGCAUGGUUACGUACAUCAAGUCUGAAAUCGGUCAAUCUCGCUGUGCGGUGAUGUGUACUGCUGGUUGCGGUGCUGAUUAUGCGUAUGCGCAGCUGCACCUCAUCGACGACUACCAACUUCUCGAAAAGCUCGCGCAGCUACAGCAGGAGAAGGAUAUCCGGGACGCCGAGCUUGAAAAUCUCGAAGAAUGUCCUUUCUGCGAUUUCAAAGCAAUUCUACCUCCGAUCGAAGAGGACUUCGAGUUUAGAUGCGCCAAUCCUGACUGCGAACGAGUCAGCUGUCGUCGCUGCAAGGCGUCCUCUCACAUUCCCAAGUCCUGUGAGGAGCACGCUCAGGACCACAAGCUCGACAGCAAGCAUAAAAUUGAAGAAGCCAUGACCGCAGCAUUGGUGAGGAAGUGCGGCAGGUGUAGCAAGCCCUUUAUCAAAGAGUUUGGCUGUAACAAGAUGCACUGUCCCUCCUGCGGCAAUCUUCAGUGCUACGUCUGCUCUACCUCGGUCAAAGACUAUACCCAUUUCAACCAAAGUGACUUGCGUGCUCCGAACUCGAGCAGUGCCGGUUCAUCAGACCAGCGUUGUCCACUAUAUGACAAUGUGGAAGAGCGGCACGCACGUGAGAUCAAGGAAGCUGAAGAGAGAGCACGAGCAGAGGCGAUGGAGGCACACCCAGGCAUGAGUGAGGAAGACUUGGCGAUCAACGAGUCUGAUGCAGUGCGCCAAGCCUCUCAGCAAAGGGCUCGGCAAGCCGGGCCCUACGGUGGUAACUAUGGUUUAUUUGGAUUUGAUCGAGGUAGACUCCGGAACGGUGCUAACGAUAACGAGGGCAUUGAUGAUGGUCUGCUACGCUACUUCGCAGCUCAAGAUCACAUGGCGCCGUUACCACAAGGAAGGAAUGAAUUGAACUUGAUCAGAUAUCGGGUAGCGGCUGAAAGAGCGCGCCUACAGGCACGUCGAGCUCAGAUAAUCCGAGAUGAGGCAGUGCGAGUUCGGCUGGAGCUGGAUGCCCUCCAAGUGGAGCAAGACCCGAUACGCAGAGGCACUCCGAUCGGGGGUGCCCUGGGACAUGGUCUAGGAGGCCACAUUGCUGGACACGGAGUUCAGGCCCAUGUAGCUCGUCGAGCAGCGAUGUAUCAAGGUCGCGAUGCUCUUCGGGCUCCGCAAGGGGGCGUGCAAUAUGAGAUGGCCGGUUAUAUGCCCAUGUAUGGCAUGCAAAUGCCUGGCGCCGGCCGUUUUCCUCACCACGAAGCUCCAGCGGGCACCCAGGCAAAUGCUGUGACUCCCGAUGGUACAGCCCCUCAUACCACCGCUCAUGGGCUCGGAAACAUGCUUGGUGUUGUCGGUGCGGGUACUCCAGCUCCACCGGCAACAGCAGCAGCAGCAGCAGCAGCAGAUGAUGAUGAUGAUUCAGUGGCUGCUGGCCCCGACCAUGCCCUGGGCGCGCAGAACAACGGCUUCGGAGGUGGUCAACAAGGUCUUAUCCGUCGUAUCUUCGCAGAAUUAUUCGAAGGUGAUAAUGCUGAUGACGCCUUUGACGUCGGCAGAAUGAUUGCUGGCGAGCACGAACCACAUCUAUUUCCCGAGCUGCUCGGCGCUCAUCAUGCGCGAGGACGUGACGCUCCCGCUCGAGGCCGUGCACUUCGUCAUGCUCUCGCUCGCGAGAUCGCUCGCGAAUACACGGCUGCAGCAGAGGCGCCAGGUCAUGGCGUCCCGCACAUGGGAAACCGGGCCGGUGGUCGUGAAGAGGUCUACCAGCCAAAUCCAGCGGAUCCACGGCGUUAUCAUCAAUUUGGGGCUGCGUUCCCUGGCGCGCCACAUGCUGGAUAGAAAACAUGGGAGCUUCCGUGGGCGUUGUGACGGAAUGCAUGAGUUCUUCCGAGCGCGCACAAACAUGUGCAGGUUUACUGGCGCAUACGGUGUCAUUGGGAAGAGAUGGUUUUUUAUACCAUGGUCAGGUAGUGUUAGGCUAUUAGCAAGGCGUUUGGCAUCGGGUAGGUCCGCGCGCAGCAUGUAUGAGCUGGAGGUAAGGUAGCUAGUAUCUACAGCUGUCGCGUCAAUGAAUAAAAAAAGUAUUAGUUAGAA